AUGGCGGGCCUUGUCCUUUUAAGCGGCGUUUUACCCCGGAUUUUGGCUUGUUAUUUGAAUCAAAAGAUUUACAAGAUGAUAGACCACGUCCUGGGCCGGCCAUCCACACAGUUCAGGAAAAUACAAGUCCUGACUGUGGUGUCAUUUUGGUCUCUAUACCUAUUCAGAGGCAACAACCACGGCCCUCCAGGCCUCCGAAACCUCUCAACCCGACUCCGAGACCGUCUCACUCCAUGGCAGACGAUGGUCAUAACCCUCCUAUGGCUCUACGUAGCCCGCAAUUUCUCCAAAAUUAUGGGCUUUGAAAGCCCCGAACCUUUGGCAAAUCUUUAUUCAAGGUCUUACUUCCGCGCAACAUGGAUCACAACCGCGCUCGAUGCCGGAUUCUGGACAGCCAUGAAAAUACGACCCAAAUGGUUACGCGAUAUCGCGUCGAUGGUGUUCAGUCUCUACUACCUGGUUGCUGCUGAACAGGCAGAUGAAAAAGUGCGUAGGGUACGCGCUACAUUGACCGUGGAACAUCUACGAGUUUCAUGGAAUAAGGCUACGACGCCGUAUCUGUCUGUAUUGAAUGCGGCUGUACGGCCUAGAUAUACGAAAUACGCGCCGAGACAAAUCAGGAUUGCGCGACUGAGGGAGUCGGCGUAUCGAGAGCCAGUUAAUGCAUGGCUUUAUUUCGAUGGUUCACUGGCCGAAUUACGGGAACAGACACAGCUCGUCCUGGAUAUUCCCGGUGGUGGAUAUGUGGCUAUGAACCCCCGGACAGCGGACGAUAAACUCCUAGCUUGGGCUGGAAAGACUCGAGUUCCGAUUUUGAGUCUGGAUUAUAAAAAGGCUCCCGAGUUCCCUUAUCCUAAAGGCCGUUGUGUCGGUCUUGCUGGUCAUAGUCGGCCUCAUAUCGUCGUCUCGGGUGACAGUGCUGGUGGAAAUCUGGCCACGGGCAUGACAAUUAUGAUAUUGCAGUCUGGUAGGACUGAAGCUAGGAAAUGGUUAGGUGAAGUCCCGCUUCCGGCACCGGAUGGAUUGGUUCUGAUUUAUCCUUCGUUGGAUAUGAAUAUUGGUAGUUGGAUGACGGAGGAGCAAAUGUCUUUGAUACAGGAUAGGGGUAUGCGAAGGACGAAUGAGAAUGUGUUACGACGGAAGAGUGAGGAUUAUAGUCGCCUGACACCAAAGUCUUCGCACUCGCUUUCAUCUGGUCAUCACGACUCCUCUCCGGUAAAGGACUAUUUCAGCAGUCGUCCUCAACCGGUCGACAAAACUGAUCCAACCUCUCAAAACCAACCAACUCAAAUAAAAACCCGCAUAGCAGUUUCUUCCAUGAUCUCCUAUUUCGGCGACCGAAUCCUCACUCCCGAAAUGAUGCGCGCAAUGAUAAUCCUCUAUAUCGGCCCUCACAACCGUCCAGACUUCAAGACCGAUUUCUUACUCUCACCCAUCCUUGCCCCGGACGCGAUUCUGGCCGCGUUCCCCAAAACAUAUUUCCUCACUGGAGAACGAGACCCUCUCGUCGAUGACACGGUCAUCUUUGCAGGACGUAUUCGACAAGCAAAAUUACACCGUUUCCGCGAACGGCAGGAACUUGCGUUGGAAAAGUCUAGAGUCGAAUUUAAUGAAAAGGACUAUGUGGAGGUUAAUUUGAUCCCAGGGAUAUCGCAUGGAUUCAUCAAUUUUCCGGGUAUUUUUCCGGAUAGUUGGAGACAUAUUCAUAAAUGUGCGAGGUGGAUUGUAGAUUUGUUGCAGUUGGCUGCUGAGAGGGAGCUUAAAGCUUCGGUUUCUAGUGUUUCUUCUACUGCUCCUGAAAAGAGUUUGAAGACAUCUGAUCCCAACGGCCAGGAAAAACGACAUGACACAGAAAGUAGACGCAGUUCUCUCGCAGAGUCAUCGGCCGAUGAAGAUCAUCCAUUGGAAAUGAACUUCACGCCUAUCAAGAACACCAAUAUCAUCAGCAAAGACUCAGACAAGAAAGCAAUCUCCACAAACACACAAACCAAGCCCUCGGAUUCAUCGAACCUAAAAGAUAUAAAACAACGCCGUCCCCGGCGACCAUCACUGAGUACUCCAAACAAACCACUCUCAUUCCCCCUGCAACUCCCAUUACUCAAAACAAUCAAUAAAUCAGCCAACAGGACCGGCCCAAAAGAGUAUUAUGACGCUCAAGACAACGAUGAUGAUGAUGCAAACAGUGCCGUAUCCGCCGAGAAUGGGAAGACGUUUACUCGGUUACCGAGUGAGGAGGAUUUGAUAGGGAGACGAAUGGAUGGGUUGGCGGGUGGAUUGAUGGGGUUGGGAGAAGGUGUUAGGACGCCUUGAUAUGGAUAUAUGAUUGGGAUAUAGAAUGAUAGUGAUUUCGAACGAAUAGAUAUGCUGUCGUGAUGAUAGGAAGGA
This is a messenger RNA of Talaromyces stipitatus ATCC 10500, 2385 nucleotides long. Its product is annotated as lipase, putative. Gene Ontology annotation, biological process: triglyceride catabolic process. The coding region runs from base 1 to 2310 and encodes 769 amino acids. NCBI's taxonomy places the organism in Eukaryota, Fungi, Ascomycota, Eurotiomycetes, Eurotiales, Trichocomaceae. Gene Ontology annotation, cellular component: cytosol. Gene Ontology annotation, molecular function: sterol ester esterase activity; triacylglycerol lipase activity. The record is from RefSeq and is a predicted model, not a curated record. The transcript has 5 exons.